Pseudopodoces humilis (Tibetan ground-tit) is the source of this 1645-nucleotide messenger RNA. RefSeq names its product RAB15 effector protein (gene REP15). The record is from RefSeq and is a predicted model, not a curated record. Gene Ontology annotation, cellular component: recycling endosome; endosome membrane. Lineage: Eukaryota; Metazoa; Chordata; Aves; Passeriformes; Paridae. Gene Ontology annotation, biological process: transferrin transport; receptor recycling.
CCAGCACCUGCAGAGCCUUUGCUGGAAAAUAAAGGUUUGUCCCUGAGGCAAUCUGCAUGUGGAAACUACCUCCUCUGGCAGAGAAAAUGGGCCAGAGGGUCUCCCAGGAGGACAACCAGGAGAACAAGGCUGAAACUCUGGUCAUCUGUGAAGUCUUCAGCCAGGGUGUACUCCAUGCAUCUCGAAAGCUGGAAGACUAUCUCGGUUUUGUGGAUCCUCAAAGCAAAUUCCAGCCAGCCACAAACACGCUGAGUGAGAUCUUCCUGGUCAACUUCAUCAGCUUCUGCAUGGGAAAGGGCAUGGAGGAGCAGAUCAUGACCAGCAAAAUGACCAAGCAGCAGUCCUCCCUGUUUGGAGUGGACUGGAUCUGGACUCUGUGUGGGUCUGACAAGCAGAUCAAGCUCCAGAUCGCCGUGCAGGCUUUGCAGCCGGCCGAGCUCUUCCAUGGCGAGGGUCCUGCCGAGGAUUGCUGCCGGGAGGCUGCGCUGGCCGACGAGUGCUUCCAGAACAUGAGCAGGUUUGAGAAGCUGGCUGAGUUCUGCCGCCUGGUGGGACGGGACUGCUUGGGCUUGUUCAUCGUGUUCGGUGUGCCGGGGAAGCCCAAGGACAUCCGAGGAGUCCUGCUGGACAGCGUUGCGAAGGAGGAGCAAAAAUGCCACCUGUCGGGCAGGAACGCGCUGCUGCAAUUUGUCACCAGCACUGACAGCUCCCUGCCCACAAAAGACAUGUUGGAAAAUUGCCUGGGCACCAGAAAUGGGCUGAAGGACAUGGGCAAUGUGUACAUAAACUUUGUGUGAGCAGCUGGGCAGGAACAGUGUCUCCGUGCAGCAGCAGGGUCCUCGCAGGGCUCAGCUCUGCCCCCCCUCUCUUUCCUCCCCACACUCCAUUCCCUCCACCUUCUCCUCAACCCAUGGUGUUCCCUUAGCUCCUGCAGAAGCCAGGCUGAGUCAGCCUCUCCAGGUUUUAAAACACCAGGGCAGACCUGCCAGAAAAAUGUGUUUAUAGAAGGCAUGACGUUUUUCCAGAACAUUUUGUUCGCCAGACAUUAAGUCUUGGCUGGAGCUGCUGAAAGCUUUAUCAGCCAGAGCUCUGGGGAGGUCCUGGUGGAUUUGACCCAGAGCCUUUGUUUGCUGUGUGGCAGUUUUUUUCUGUCCUAGGAGGGUGAGCCUGUAAUAAUGGAAAUGUGCUGGUGCUGGUCAGAAGAGCUGCAAUGAGUGUGAAGGACAAUACGAGGCCUUAAAAUGACUGAUUGGAAGGAGUGAGCUGGUUUCAAUUAAGAGGAAAAGCCCUGCCCAGUGCUAGAAAUGGGCUCUGAGAGAGAAUUACUAAUUAUCUACCCCACCGUUGGUGCCAGGCUCCACAGGGCCUUGAAGUGUGAACCAAAGGCAGGGUUAGGGCCAACUGCGAAGCUUUUCUCACUGAAUGGCUGUGUCAGGGCAAGGUAGGGGGCAGAUGUUAAAGAACACUUGGGAAAAAUCAAGCAAUGGGGACAAAAACCAGGCCUGAUGUGGGAGGGACCUUAUCACAGCAACAGAGGCAGCCCCUGACCAUGCACAGAAGAGAGCAAACCUGGAAGAGGCAAGAUUAUUUCACUUGGAAUUCCUCUUCAGUAGUUUAGCAGCUGAUGGUAUUUAUAGGCUUGGUU